CCCAAUCUCUUACAAAUGAAAGACAUACCUGUUAAAAGCAAACAUGAGCGUCUCUGUGACACGCACAUAUCAGAAGAAAAAUGAGGGCAGUGGUAAGGGAUUCAGACAACAGAGGACGUAUGAUUAUUUGUACGACCCAGUAUACACACUGUCAGCUGAUGUGGAUCAUGCCAGGGAAAACCUUCGAGCCCAUGCCUCAGUUGAUCGAGUGCGGAAGGUCCCUGAGUUUAACUCCAUGUUUAGUAAUCUGCCACAUCACCCCCGUUUUACCUUGCGCCUUGAAGCCACUGACCCUGUGCCUGCGUUCAUUGAUCGGCGUUGGCGGGGCUAUGCAGAACAGAAGAGACAGGCCCUGCAGCGACUGACAGGGGUUGUGUCUCAGAUACAUAGACCAAACCAUGCAGAUGUGACAGGAACGGACCGCUGGAAGUUUUUCAAACGUCCUCUUAUUCCUUUUGCUCAACAGAUUCCUCCUGAUGUUGUAUUUGCUUUGCCAAAAUCUGACCUCCUUUCUGCUUCGGAUGGAGAUGAAAAGCGGUCCCCCACUCCGUUCCAGCGGAGCGUGGGAGUUCAGACUGAUUAUCGUGAGAGUGAGACACAAACAGACCCUUUCACUCCAGACUAUGCAGUUCGUCCUGGGACAGCCCCCCCUGAGCUGCUCACACUGGCCACACUCACAUGGGGCCAUGGGCUGCCUGCAGGGCUGGCAGAGGUAGAGAUGAUUGAGAGGGCAAGAAUAAAGAGAGCUUGGGAGGCAACUCUGCCCCCGCUGAAUGACCUCUCUCAGCUGGACAAGAGGAGAAGGAUGAUGGAGGAGAUGGAGAGGAAGGAGUGGGCCUUCAGAGAGAAGGAGAUUGAAAAGCUGCAGGAGGCACGGCUGACCCUGCUGGUCCAGCUUCUGCGUCAGAGGGAGGAAAAGCAGGAGGAGGUCAAGAUGGAUCGACUGGAUGUGAGCUUUUCCCAGCACCAGCAGGAGAAGGAGGCGCGACUUAAGAAGAUACGCAAUGACUACGUCAUUUCAAUGCGUAAGCUGCUGGCAAAACGGAGGAAUGUGGAGGGAAAGCUGGAGAGACGUGAUAUUAUAAAGGAUUACUCAGAUUAUGGGUUUCAGACAUAUGCACCUCUUUCACGGAUUGGCCAGAUCCCUGACCGAAAUUCCAACCGCAACGUGGUCAAGAGUCACUUUCUUAGCACGUAUGAAGGUCUGUUAGAACUGGAGGCAGGUCUUUCUCCAUCUGUCAUGGAGCCUCGAAUCAAAGCGCCAAGACCUAAAGUGACUAAAGGCUUCAUCUCACGCUCAGCCCGCAGAGAACUGGAGCUCAUGAAGACUCAUCAGGCUCUGAAGGAGGAAAAGGGUUGUGUGAUGGAAAAGAAGCCACUGCGGUUCCUCUUUAAGACGGAAAAACCUGUUCCACGACCUCCAACCCCUGCAGUGGAAGACCCCCCAGAGGGAGAUGAGGAAAGGGAAUUGGCCAUUAUCUUUCUGCAGAAAGUGCUCAGAGGAAGAUCCACACAGAAUCAGAUGUUCGAGGGAAAACAGAGACGUUUGGAACUGAUUCAAGAACUGCGCACCACCCACGCACUGCAGAAGGAGGAACAGGACAAAAAGGAGGCGGAAAAACAGGUCACACUCGCCCUGCAGAGACAGAGAGACACCCAAUCUGAAAGAGCUUCUCAGAUUGAGUCCAAUAUAGCUGGCCUCUCUGGAGGGGUGAUAGUGGACAUGUUGGACUUUCUAUCUAAAGAGUUGGUCCGCCUGCAGGAGGAAAGGCGAAUGCAUGCCUUUACUCUAUUGGCUGAGAGAGACCGUCGUAUUCGUGAGGCUGAGGAGAGUGGAAGGAGACAGAUAGAGGAAAGGAGACGCAGAGAGGAGGAUGAGAUAUUUAAACAGGCGGUCAAGGUACAUCAGGACACAGUAGACAUGUAUCUGGAGGAUGUCAUCCUGGGCUCCAUUAAUCAGACAGCUGAUGCUCAGGCCAGAGAGGAGAUUCACCGCAAGGCUGAGGAGCUGAACAACAUCACCUAUGCCAUAGAGGAGACGAGGAACAGUCAGCAGUCUGAAGAGAUUGUGGCAGAACUUGUCUACAGAUUCCUCAUUCCUGAGGUCCAGAAGAGUGCUGUCAAAGAAAGAGUUCGCCAGAGUCAGAAAAGGCAUCUGCAAGCAGCUCGUUCAGUCAUCAGUGGCAGCCCUGGAUCUUCUGCGGUCUCCCAGCCCCCAUUUCCAUCAGACAGAGCCUCCUCAGCGGUCCUGAAUGACAUACUCAGCCAAGUAGAGGAAGCCGUUCCCAGAACUGUGACCCCAAGAGACCCUGGACCAACACAAAACAGUCUGACCAGUGAUCCAACAGCAGACACUCCAAACGGGAAUGGAAAACAUGCAGAUUAAGCUUACGAGCAGUAAUACAAAACAUUAAAUUCUUGACUUUUACAAUAGUCCUAUAAACUGUAUUUGUUUGAUUUGAUUUUUUCUAUACCGUACUUGUAGAGACAGAAUGAGUGAAUGAAAUUUAAAGGAACAGCUGGAGUCCAAAGUUAAUGGUUACGCAAUAAAAACAGCAUCUAAUUUCUCAGUAAGUGCCACUUUUUCCACUUUACUAAUGGAACACAUCAAAGUCUGUAGAUAACUCGAAAAGCAAAGUUUAAGCGUAGUUUAAAAGCAAAUGCUUUUAGACAUCUUCAUUUUCAUUUGUGGGGGGAAAAAAUCAUAAAAGACCAUCAUUUGGAACAAUUUCAGGUAGGUAUAGCCAGUAAUAGUCUGGGUGGUAUUUUCAGUGACCAUUAGUUCCAUUAGAUCCUGUCUUAGAAAUGGGCUGUAUCUCCUGAAAUGAUAGACAGAAUGAUGAGGGAGAUUUAGCGGGCCUAUUAGUCUGUUUUUGCUUAGCACAAUUGAGGAUCUGUAGAUCUUCUGUUCCUUCUUAAACCACUUAAAUUGUUUGUGAACCUAACCUGUUCAAAGCUUUUACUUGAUGAGAGCUCAAAUUGCAAUCCUACAGUCAUACCUGUCUGAAUAUCUGGAUCAUCCGUAUAAUCCACUUCGUAGAACACCAUGCAUCUAACUGAACAGACAGGCAAAAGGAAACAGUUUAGCAUUCUUAAAGGAAAUAUCAGUAUCUUCAGUGUGAAAAAUUGAAGUCUUGUGUAACUUCACUUUUUUUGGCAGAAAUAGUAAUAGUAUGCUAUUCCAAAUUCUGCACUUGUCUAAACGCAGUGUGAAGAAAGACUAUAAAAGGUAAAAGAUGAAGUGUGUACUUUCUCUGCCACUUUCUCCUUUUGCUGUGACCAAACUAAAUGAAACUGUUCGAUUUGUGGCCUUAGUUUGUGAUUUUAUACAUCACUACACUAUUGACAAUGAAUUUAAAAAUUAUGUUAUCU
Messenger RNA from Labeo rohita (rohu), 3372 nucleotides. It is a transcript of the gene cfap91, whose product is annotated as cilia and flagella associated protein 91. The transcript is spliced from 17 exons. NCBI's taxonomy places the organism in Eukaryota, Metazoa, Chordata, Actinopteri, Cypriniformes, Cyprinidae. The record is from RefSeq and is a predicted model, not a curated record. Bases 44 to 2386 code for a protein of 780 amino acids.